Molecule: messenger RNA, 1504 nt
Organism: Eucalyptus grandis
Lineage: Eukaryota; Viridiplantae; Streptophyta; Magnoliopsida; Myrtales; Myrtaceae
Product: O-fucosyltransferase 19-like
Exons: 3
Coding region: 340-930 (196 amino acids)
Cellular component (GO): cytoplasm; chloroplast
Source: RefSeq, a predicted model, not a curated record
UCGUGUGCUUUGAUUUAUUCACGCGUCGACACCUGUCUUCAGAGCCCGCCACGUCUGCUCUCCCUUUCCUCCUUCUAAGAAAAUAUUAGGUACGUGAGACACGUUCUAGCCUGGCAAACAAGAAGGCGCUCGGAGCACGACACGUGUCCUCGUGUCAGGCGCCAUUUUGAAAAAAUUUCGGACUGAGGGGUUUCUUCUUUCUUCCGAGUCUCUUUCUUCGCACCUCGCGCGGGAGGACCUGGUCCGUCUCUCUCCCCAUUCUCCUCUCUCUCCUCUCUGUCUCUCUCCCCUCCGCCUCCGCUGGUUGCUUCCAUCGCCCCCCAUCCGACGCCGACGCCGAUGCCGCCGACGCCGACCUCUCGUGACGUCCGCUCUGCUCUCUCUCCCCCUCCGCGAAGUCAUGCCUCUCUUCCAACGAAACGACGAGCUCGACGGCGCCGGCGACGGCGACGAAGCAAAAGACGAAGACGAAGAAGCAGAAGCGCGCGCUCGGGGUUCUGGAUAUGGCUCGUCGCGUCGGUCGCGUUCCGGCUCGCCCUCAUCUACCUCCUCAAGAACCUCCACCUGUCCACCCGCCCCGAGGUCGCCACCCCUCUCACUAGCAUUCGCUGCCGUAACGUCACUUGUCUUCGCUCCGUCGAUCGAUUCCCGAUCCCCGAUCCCCCGCCCCCUCCUCCCUUGAAAUCUUGGAGGUUCCAUGUAUCACGGUUCUCCUUUGCUGUUGCUCGUUCUCGGACCUCUUGCUGUCAAAAGAUUUUGCCACUAUUUAGCAAGCAUAAGGGGGUACAUUUCAAUAAGACAGAUGCUCAUUUGGCAAACAAUGGAAUUUCACUAGAUCUUCAGAGGCUCAGAUGUCGAGUCAACUUUCAGGCUUUAAAAUUUACUCCUCAGAUCGAGGCUCUGGGGAACAAAUUAGUCCACCUCCUUUGAGAUAAGGGGCCUUUCAUGGCUUUGCAUCUGAGAUACGAGAUGGAUAUGUUGGCUUUCUCUGGAUGCACCCAAGGAUGUACAGCAGAAGAAGCUGAAGAGCUCAAGCGAAUGAGGUUUGUCUUGACGAAGUCAACUGUAGCCAAACCUAAAUUUAUACGGGGGUCGCAACAUUCGGCGAAGCAACAUUUCUUUGAGCUUCACUUUUUGACCGUUACAUGGAAGUAAGAGAGCGCACCCUGCGAUCACAAAUUUGUAGGGACACAGUGAUGCAACUUAAUGUGCUCUUCAAAGAGAUUUGGUCGAUUUACGUACGGAACCAGUGAUGGUUUCUUCUGGCAAAGCAAUGCCACGAACCACGAUACAAACAGAACUGCGGAAGUUUGCUUCUUUGCCUACUCAAUGAAAAUUGGCAGAACUAAUACAAAUCCCUGUAGUUUCUUUUGUUCCCUCAGAACUUCAUCCAAAUUGGAACCCACUCGCCAGAGUACGGUACACAAAUUGUCGAUCCAUCUAAGCCGAGUCUGUAAUGUUUAAGACUUGAUACAACAGAUAAAUACACUGAUUUUGCUUACCA